Molecule: messenger RNA, 870 nt
Organism: Lycium barbarum (goji berry)
Lineage: Eukaryota; Viridiplantae; Streptophyta; Magnoliopsida; Solanales; Solanaceae
Product: monothiol glutaredoxin-S15, mitochondrial
Exons: 7
Coding region: 196-708 (170 amino acids)
Source: RefSeq, a predicted model, not a curated record
UAUCCCAAACUUAGUGGAACCCUUUAAGGGCAGAACAGAUAAUACACGUUUUUUGUUCCUUUUUCAUCACCCUCUCACCGUUACUACGUAAACCUGAUUUAGAAGUGCAAAACACAAAGCCUAACCAAAGGAUUCGUUGUGAUUUUCUCUUCUCUGAGUGCUGAAAGAAUUUGAGCAAACUUCAGGUCUGAAAUUAUGGCGAGAUCAUUAUCUCAAAUAAUGUUGAAGCGUUUUGCAGCCUAUCCGCUUGCACGUUCAUCUGCUAUUACAUCAAGGUCUAUCUACCAGGGUGAAGUGCGGUAUUCAACUAGUGUGCCUAGUGAUCCUGACACUCAUGAAGAUUUUAGACCUAUGAGUAAGCUUGAGAGUUCAGGUCUUUCUCUGGAGAAUAUUGUUGAGCAGGAUGUCAAGGAAAAUCCUGUGAUGAUAUACAUGAAAGGUGUUCCCGAAUUUCCUCAAUGUGGAUUCAGCUCAUUGGCUGUCAGAGUGCUGAAAGCAUACAAUGCUCCUAUAAGUGCCAGAAAUAUCUUAGAAGAUCCCGAGCUUAAGAAUGCUGUAAAAGCUUUCAGCCACUGGCCCACAUUUCCACAAAUAUUUAUCAAGGGGGAGUUCAUCGGUGGAUCAGAUAUCAUCCUCAAUAUGCACCAGAGCGGUGAACUCAAGGAAAAGCUGAAAACUAUCGUGGCCAACGAGGGGAAAUCAGAAUGAGAUAAUGUUACUGCAGAAAGUAGAAUUGUUCUGCCUGUGUGUCGAACUAUUGUAAUAUUUCUAGCAUUGAGUUUGUAAUCUUUAGGCUUGCGAGCUGUAAUAAAAGUGACACUUAAUUCCAUAUUCCAUAUUUUAGUGGAAACGAUCAAAUAAUAUUCUUCA